This is a messenger RNA of Coffea eugenioides, 4565 nucleotides long. RefSeq names its product kinesin-like protein KIN-14E. Bases 471 to 4277 code for a protein of 1268 amino acids. Gene Ontology annotation, cellular component: cytoskeleton. Lineage: Eukaryota; Viridiplantae; Streptophyta; Magnoliopsida; Gentianales; Rubiaceae. Gene Ontology annotation, biological process: microtubule-based movement. The record is from RefSeq and is a predicted model, not a curated record. The transcript has 25 exons. Gene Ontology annotation, molecular function: ATP binding; microtubule binding; oxidoreductase activity.
UCUCUCUCCGGCUGGUACAAUACUAAGCAGAGAGACGAAGAAGAAGAAGAAGAAGAAAGAUCCCUAUUUUUUCCUUUUUGGUUUACUUAAGGUUGUACCAAAAUCAAACAUCAUCAAAACCUACAUUUUCUCCCUCCUAAGAUUUCCAUCAAUCUAACCGUCUCAUCAGCUUCUCCCUGAUACUAAGGUACUUAUUUGGAAUAAUUUGCAAUGGUUUUUACUCAUGUAACUGGUCUGAAAUUGCUGCCUUUUUCCUAAUCUUUCCGAUCUAAAAUUGGUAAUGGAACUGUUUUGAAGACAAACAAGAGUUGAAUUCUGAAAGGGCAAAAAGAAAAUAGAAAGAUCAAAAUUAAGCAGCAACUGUUCAAAAAGAAGGAAGAAAGUAAAAAGGGGGAUGUUUGGGAAUAGCUAUUUGAUUGGGGUAGAAUGCUAUUAAUGCCAAAAUUUGGUUUUUGAGGUUCUAGAAUGUCAUGACUUCUGAUAUGCAACCAGUGAUGUCCCAAAGCAUGAGAUCGAGCCGGUCUUCAUUUGGCUCCAGCAAUGGAUUUGAAACCCCUUCUCACCACUCCUUUGGUGCCUCCAAUGGGGAUGAGUAUGACAGUGAUGGUUCUAAUUUUGCACCACCUACCCCAACAGCUCUGUCUGCAGCUCUUCCACCUGAACUGUCUGCUGCUAUACCCUUGAUUGACAAAUUCCAAGUCGAAGUGUUUUUGAGAGCAAUGAACAAGCAGAUUCAGUCUGCUGGAAAGCGAAGUUUCUUUUCUAAAAGAUCAGCGGGGUCUCAAGUUCGAGAAAAGUUCACAUUUGAGGACAUGCUCUGCUUUCAGAAGGAUCCUAUUCCGACCUCACUGCUGAGAAUAAAUGGUGAUAUGGUCAGUAGGGCAACUAAGUUGUUCCAGAUUAUAUUGAAGUAUAUGGGAGUUGAUUCUUCAGAUCGAGUGACUCCAGUAAGUUUAGAUGAACGAAUUGAAUUUGUUGGUAAACUAUAUAAGCAGGCUUUGAAGCGUUCUGAGCUUCGAGAUGAACUUUUUGCACAAAUUUCGAAGCAGACUAGGAAUACUCCAGACAGGCAAUGUCUGAUUAAAGCGUGGGAGCUGAUGUACUUGUGCGCAUCCUGCAUGCCUCCCAGCAAAGAAAUUGGUGCAUAUUUGUCUGAAUGUAUCCACAAUGUGGCGCAUGGAGUAACUUCUGAUUCUGAAGUUCAAGCCCUAGCAUUGAACACAUUAAAUGCAUUAAAGCGUUCUGUUAAGGCUGGGGCUAGGCACAUAAUACCUGGUCGGGAAGAGAUUGAAGCUCUUUUGACUGGUAAAAAGCUAACGACCAUAGUAUUUUUUCUGGAUGAAACUUUUGAAGAGAUCACAUAUGACAUGGGGACAACUGUAGCUGACGCUGUUGAGGAGCUUGCUGCAAUCAUUAAAUUGACAUCGUAUUCUAGCUUCAACCUGUUUGAGUGCCGUAAAGUUGUCACUGGUUCUAAAUCUCCAGAUCCUGGAAAUGAGGAAUAUAUUGGUUUGGAUGACAACAAAUAUAUUGGUGACUUAUUGGCGGACUUUAAGGCAUCGAAGGAUCGGAGCAAAGGAGAGAUCUUGCACUGCAAACUGACAUUUAAGAAGAAGUUAUUUCGUGAGUCAGAUGAAGCUGUUACAGACCCUAUGUUCAUGCAGUUAUCCUAUGUUCAACUACAACAUGAUUAUAUAUUAGGCAAUUAUCCUGUUGGAAGGGAUGAUGCUGCACAGCUGUGUGCACUGCAGAUUUUGGUUGAGGUUGGAUAUCUUGAUAGCCCUGAAUCAUGCACUGACUGGACAUCACUUCUUGAACGAUUUUUACCAAGACAAAUAGCAAUAACUCGAGCAAAAAGAGAUUGGGAGUUGGAUGUCCUUGCUCGUUACCGGACAAUGCAAAAUUUGACAAAAGAUGAUGCUAGACAACAAUAUUUGCGUAUCUUAAGAACACUUCCUUAUGGUAAUUCGGUGUUCUUUGCGGUUCGAAAGAUUGAUGAUCCAAUUGGUCUUCUACCCGGAAAAAUAAUACUUGGCAUCAAUAAGCGUGGGGUUCACUUUUUCCGUCCAGUUCCAAAAGAGUAUUUGCAUUCAGCUGAGUUGAGAGAUAUCAUGCAAUUUGGAAGCAGCAACACUGCUGUAUUUUUUAAGAUGAGAGUUGCUGGUGUUUUGCAUAUAUUUCAGUUUGAGACUAGGCAGGGAGAGGAAAUAUGUGUUGCUCUUCAAACACAUAUAAAUGAUGUCAUGCUACGCCGAUACUCUAAAGCACGGUCUACUGCGAAUGGUUCACUUAAUGGAGAUCUUUCAUCUAAUAAUCAGAAACCUCCAACUCCAGAUGUUAAUGAAAAACGUGUUCAAGACUUGUCUAGAGCUCUUGAAGAAUCGCAAAAGAAAGCUAAUCAAUUGCUUGAAGAUUUACAUGAACAGAAGAAACAAGAAUUGGCAAUGCAAGAAGAAUUGGAGAAUUUGAAAACAAUCUCAAGAUCUGAGAAGCAAAAUUUGGCAGACAUUGUCAGUGAUCGUGAUAAGCUGAGAUUGUUAUGUGAUGAAAAAGAUUCGGCUCUCCAGGCUGCAUUAAUGGAGAAAAGGAGUAUAGAGAUGAAACUUGCGAAGUUAAGUUCUCAAGGAUUGGAGAAUAAUAUCAGAAAGGAAUUGGUUGAAGCGAAUAACCAGAUCUUGAACAAGAUCCAAGAUGAAUUAAAAGCACGAAAUUUGGAAUUGCAUGUGGCUGAAGAGAGUAAGAGGAAACUUCUUAGUGAAAAGGUUUUGUUGGAGGAGAGAAUUUCAAGACUUGAAAAGAAGAAAAUUGAUGAGGUUGAAACUCUACAGAGAAACACUGAACAAGAGCUCAAAGCUUUGAGGCUUAGAGUGUCCGAACUUGAAAAGAAGUUAGAAGUGGUCACUGAGAAAUUGACAAUUGCACAGACAGCUCUAUCAACUAAAGAUGCUGAAUUGACAGCAUUGCAAAAUAAUCUCAAGGAAUUGGAGGAACUGAGAGAAUUAAAGGAGGAUAUUGAUAGAAAGAAUGAGCAAACUGCUGCAAUAUUAAAGAUGCAAGGUGCCCAAUUAGCUGAGAUGGAGGCGCUAUACAAAGAAGAACAAGUUUUAAGGAAACGUUACUUUAACAUGAUAGAAGAUAUGAAAGGCAAGAUAAGAGUUUAUUGCAGAUUAAGACCUCUAACUGAGAAAGAAGUUUCUUUGAAGGAAAGAAAUGUUCUUUUGAGUGUUGAUGAGUUCACAGUUGAACAUUUGUGGAAGGAAGAAACUAAACAACAUAUGUACGAUCGUGUCUUUGAUGGCUUAGCUACUCAAGAUGAUGUGUUUGAGGAUACCAAGUAUUUGGUGCAAUCUGCUGUUGAUGGAUAUAAUGUUUGCAUCUUUGCUUACGGACAAACUGGUUCUGGAAAGACAUAUACAAUCUAUGGAUCUGACUGCAAUCCAGGUCUCACUCCUCGUGCAAUAUGUGAACUCUUCAAAAUUAUGAAGCGGGAAAGCAAUAAGUUCUCAUUUUCCCUUAAGGGAUACAUGGUGGAGUUAUACCAAGAUACACUUAUAGAUCUUUUGCUGCCAAAGCAAGCAAAGCGCCUAAAGCUAGAUAUUAAAAAGGAUUCAAAGGGUAUGGUCUCUGUGGAAAAUGUGACAAUUGUAUCAAUUUCAACAUAUGAUGAGCUUAAAAGUAUCAUUGAAAGGGGAUCUGAACAACGCCAUACAACUGAGACUUUGAUGAACGAACAGAGUUCAAGAUCUCACCUUAUUCUUUCAGUUGUGAUUGAGAGUACCAACCUACAGACCCAGUCUGUUGCCAGAGGAAAGCUGAGUUUUGUUGAUCUUGCUGGUUCUGAGAGGGUUAAGAAAUCAGGCUCUUCCGGAAGUCAACUAAAGGAAGCUCAGAGCAUUAACAAGUCACUCUCAGCACUUGGAGAUGUCAUUAGCGCCCUGUCCUCUGGUGGCCAACACAUCCCCUACAGGAAUCACAAGCUAACGAUGUUGAUGAGUGACUCACUAGGUGGUAAUGCUAAAACAUUGAUGUUUGUAAACAUUUCACCAGCUGAAUCAAACUUGGAUGAGACAUACAAUUCUCUUGUUUAUGCGUCGAGAGUUCGGUCCAUCAUAAAUGAUCCGAGUAAAAAUGUAUCAUCUAAGGAGGUGGCUCGUUUAAAGAAGCUUGUGGCAUAUUGGAAGGAACAGGCAGGUCGAAAGGGGGAGGAUGAGGAUCUGGAAGAGAUCCAAGAAGAAAGAUUCACAAAGGAGAGGCCUGAUGGUCGUCACUCCAUGUGAACUGAGUGGUUUUUGCCAACAUUGACAAUUUUUUCCGCAAGAAUGGGAGGCGAUCAGUGUUAAAACUACAGCAGUAAUAUUUAACUGUAUUCCGUAGCAGCAAAAUGUUUUCUGGUGUUGCUGCUUUAUGCAGUUGCUGGAUUACAUGUCCUGAAAUUUUUGUUGUAGCAUGAUGUUCACCGAGUUUAUUAGGUCUUAGAUCAGCAUUGUACAGUGAAAGUUGUGUAUAUUUGAGCUAACUAAUUACUACUGGAUCCAUAUUAAUGAAUUUGAAUCAUUUUUUGCCAA